AUAUAAAAGGUUAACCUCUCAGCCUUUACUAACAUGAAUGCAAAAUAAACAAAAGAGGAUGUUUUCUAUAGGAGAAAUAAAGGAAAAAUAUUUUAAAACAAUGGUCAUCUGCAUUUUUAUUAUGUUUCUUGGAGCAAACAUGAUUAUGAAGUUCAGGUAAAAGAAUUUCCAAUAAUUCUGGCCUCUCAUUUGCUAGGAAAAUAGGCGUUUUGAGGAACGUGGAGUGAAUAUAAUUGUUUUUUAUUUGACUAAUAUCAGUAUAUCCCAUAUCAACCACUCAAGAAUCGUAUCAACUUCAAACUCUACUACCAUGGCUCUUCACCAUAACAAAGUUUUGUGUAGUGUAUAAAUAGUAGAAGAGUUAACAAAGUAGAGAGUAGAAAGUAAAAGAAGAUAUGGAAGCGGUGGAGCAUUCUCCAUUGUUUGAGACAAAGAGCGCCAAAGGAAGGGUCUUUUACAAGAUCUUUUCUUUAUCAUUGUUUGUGGGGAUUUGCUUCAUCUGGGUUUUCAGAGUGAGUCACAUACCCAGAGAAAGUGAAGUUGGGAAAUGGGGUUGGAUUGGCUUGUUUUUUGCUGAGCUAUGCUUUGGUCUUUAUUGGCUUCUCAGACACCCCUUCAGAUGGAACCUUCUCUUCAGGGAACCUUUCAUACAAAGGCUAUCUCAAAGAUAUGAGAAGGUGUUACCAAAAGUGGACAUCUUUGUGUGUACAGCAGAUCCAGGAAUUGAGCCACCAGUGAUGGUUAUUAACACAGUGCUAUCAGUUAUGGCUUAUGAGUAUCCACCAGACAAACUCAGUGUGUAUCUUUCAGAUGAUGCUGGAUCAGAUAUUACCUUCUAUGCUCUCUUAGAGGCUUCCAUCUUUGCAAAACAAUGGCUUCCAUUCUGCAGGAAAUUCAAGGUGGACCCCACCUCACCAGCUGCUUAUUUCAAAACCAUUCACUCAUCCACCCAUGCCAAAGAGUUGGUCACCAUCAAGAAAUUGUACCAAGAUAUGGAAAGUCGAAUAGAAAAUGCAGCCAAGAUGGGUAGAGUACCAGAAGAAGUACACACAGAGCAUAAAGGGUUUUCACAGUGGGAUUCAUAUUCUUCUCGAAGAGACCAUGACACAAUUCUUCAAAUAUUACUACACGAAACGGACUCGAGUGCCAAAGAUGUAGAUGGGAAAGUUAUGCCCCUAUUGGUAUAUUUGGCUCGUGAGAAGAGACCUCAAGUUGCACAUAACUUCAAAGCUGGAGCCAUGAAUUCAUUGAUAAGAGUGUCAUCAAUGAUUAGCAACGGGGAAAUUAUCCUUAAUGUAGAUUGUGACAUGUACUCAAACAAUUCUCAAUCUCUAAGGAAUGCACUCUGCUUCUUCAUGGAUGAAGAUAAGGGCCAUGAGAUUGCUUAUGUGCAGACUCCACAGUGUUUUGAGAAUAUCACCAAGAAUGAUCUAUAUGGUGGUGCUCUACGAGUAAGCUAUGAGGUGGAAUUCCAUGGUUUGGAUUCACUUGGUGGGCCUUUGUAUAUUGGAACAGGCUGCUUUCACAGAAGAGAGAUACUGUGUGGAAGAAAGUUCAGUGACCAAUAUAAGAAAGAUUGGAAUGAAUACAAGAAUAUUGGUGAUAUGAAAGAAGUAAGCUUGCAUGAACUGGAAGAACAAUCAAAGGCUCUUGCUAGUUGUACAUUUGAGAAAAACACUUUAUGGGGAAAAGAGAUGGGAUUGCAAUAUGGUUGUUCAGUAGAGGAUGUUAUGACAGGAUUGUCUAUUAAAUGCAGAGGAUGGAAAUCAGUUUUCUAUAAUCCUCAAAGGAAAGCUUUCUUAGGUGUAGCUCCAAACACCUUGCCAGAAGCACUAGUUCAACAUAAGAGAUGGUCUGAGGGGGGCUUUCAAAUUUUGCUUUCCAAGCAUAGUCCAGCAUGGUAUGCUUAUGGAUUAAUCAGUCCUGGCCUCCAAAUGGCAUAUUGUUACUAUCACCUGUGGGUGUUUAUUUGCUGGCCAACUGUAUAUUACUGCAUUAUUCCUUCACUCUAUCUCCUCAAAGGCAUUCCAUUGUUUCCACAGGUUUUGACAUGUAUCAAAAUUUUACCUUGUUUCAUUGAUCAGAUGUCAAGUCCAUGGUUCAUACCUUUUGCAUAUGUGAUUCUUGGCGAUUGCUCUUACUGCCUGAUGGAGUUUUUGUGGUCAGGAGGCACAAUAAAGGGUUGGUGGAAUGAGCUACGGAUAUGGCUGUACAAGAGAACAAGCUCUUACCUCUUUGCUUUUGUUGAUACCAUCUUGAAGUCUUUUGGCUUUUCAGAAUCAACAUUCGUAGUAUCUGCAAAGGUAGCAGAAGAAGAAGUUUCCCAACGAUAUGAGAAAGACAUCAUAGAGUUUGGAAACUCAUCCCCAAUGCUCACUGUGCUAGCAACACUUGCAAUGCUCAAUUUGUUUUGCCUUCUUGGCAUGUUCCUAAAACAAGUGUUCAUCACUGAAGGGGGUCUCAGAAUGUUGGAUUCAAUGGCAUUGCAAGUUAUUCUAAGUGGGGUUUUGGUUGUCAUCAAUGUACCUGUGUACCAAGGACUCUUCCUAAGAAAAGAUGAGGGAAGAUUACCAAUGUCUGUUGCAGCAAAAUCCACAGCAUUGGCUCUAAGUGCAUGUGCCCUCUUUAUUUCCAUAAGUUAAGAUGUUUAAUAUUUUCAGUCUUAGUUUUCUUUUACUAUUGGUAUAUUUUUAGUCUUAUUUCCUUUUACUGAAAAAUAAAAAUAUAUCGAUAUUGGUAUA
Molecule: messenger RNA, 2741 nt
Organism: Vigna angularis (adzuki bean)
Lineage: Eukaryota; Viridiplantae; Streptophyta; Magnoliopsida; Fabales; Fabaceae
Product: cellulose synthase-like protein E1
Exons: 8
Coding region: 396-2642 (748 amino acids)
Biological process (GO): plant-type primary cell wall biogenesis; cellulose biosynthetic process
Cellular component (GO): plasma membrane; trans-Golgi network
Molecular function (GO): mannan synthase activity; cellulose synthase (UDP-forming) activity
Source: RefSeq, a predicted model, not a curated record